AUGGAGUCACAAAUUCAUGGUGAUAGGGGACCAAGAAAAAAUAAAAGGAAGUGGAAUGAUAUAGAAGACGAGAAACUUGUUGAAGCUAUGGUUGAUAUACUCAAUUCAGGUUCUCACUUUAAAUCUGACAAUGGUUUUAAGCCUGGGUUCUUUGGUGCGGUGGAAACACGACUUGCAAUCUCACUUCCCAACUCGGGAAUAAAAGCAAAACCACAUAUUGAAUCACGCAUAAAAACUUUGAAGAGCGAUUGGUCUGCGGUGCAUGAUAUGAUGUCAUGGAACAACACAAGUGGUUUUGGAUGGGAUUAUGAAAAUAAGAUGCUUGAAGCUCCUCAAUCUGUUUGGCAAGCAUAUGCUAUGGAUCGUGCUAAUGGAAGAGAUGCUCAAACAGCAGCGGAUGUUAUAUCUGAGAUAAAUAACGAACAACAGGAUCCAGACGAUUACAUGCAAGGAACUGGAGAUGGGUUAGAGGAUAUAGAUGUUAAUGCUCCUGUGAAUAGUCCUACAUAUGCUCAUUCUAAAGAAUAUUCGAGUACACAACGAAAGAGAAAAAGAAGAAAUAGUUGGGAUCCUUUGAUGAACAGCUUGAAAGAUUCGGCAGAUAUAAUUGGUUCAAAGAUUGAUAAUGCAACAAGUACCUUUAAUGCGGUUUUUGGGAUUGAGAGAGAUAGAGAAGACCUACGUAAAAAACUUAAUUCUGAGAUGAAAAAAGUUGUUGGUUUAACUGUCCGUGAUUGUAACAAGGCAGUUCGUAUGCUUUCAAAGAAUGAUGAGUUGAUGGUAAUCUUCUUUACCGUUGAGGAUGAAGACAAAUUUAAAUGGGUAAAGGACUUGCUUGAAGAUGAUGCUUAA
Molecule: messenger RNA, 852 nt
Organism: Lactuca virosa
Lineage: Eukaryota; Viridiplantae; Streptophyta; Magnoliopsida; Asterales; Asteraceae
Source: the annotation of a GenBank genome assembly